This is a messenger RNA of Zootermopsis nevadensis, 3757 nucleotides long. RefSeq names its product proline-, glutamic acid- and leucine-rich protein 1. Gene Ontology annotation, biological process: rRNA processing. NCBI's taxonomy places the organism in Eukaryota, Metazoa, Arthropoda, Insecta, Blattodea, Termopsidae. Gene Ontology annotation, cellular component: nucleus. The record is from RefSeq and is a predicted model, not a curated record.
UUACCACACUGUAACCAAGUUUUCAGUAAUAACACCAGAGAUCGUCCUGCUCAAAUGUGUUACUUUAGCACGUGUUUAUGGAGUUUAGGUUAUAAUAGGAAUACAGGAAAAUAAUCUGCUCCAGAAAUAAUGGAUGGGAUGUUGAGUUUGUUCGAAACAGUUUCUCAGUAUAAUUGUAAUGAUACGAUUUUACAGAAAUUUUUGAAAACAUGUACAGAAAAUAAGACAUUUCUAAAUAAGGCCCCCGUCGUCAUACAGCCAGUUGUGGCAAAUAUCAACAGUAAACUAAAUGCCUCAGCUACCAGGUAUGAUGGCCUACUGUUACUCAAAACAUUCUUGCCACAAUGUUCAGUACAAAUAUUUGGAGAGAAUGUAAUAUCCUGGAUGCAGCAGUGCAUAAAAAGCAUAGAAAGGGGGCAGAAUAAUCAUGCAUUGGCCAGUAUAUCAUAUCAAGUUCUCAAACUUCUAUUGGAAAUGUCAGAACAGAUGCCAGAGAUGAAGAGAGUUGUUAGUGGAUUUGUGGUGACAAAGAUAAUUGAUAAUUUCCAGCAGAUUGUUCCUCAAGAGGCCUCAUUAUCAAUGCUAGAGUGUUUAGAAGUGCUGAUGUGUAACUAUGGGCCAUCAUGUGGACAGCAGAAGAAUGUCCUGGAGAAGUGUGUGCUGCAAUAUGUAGACAGUGCUGACGUUAUCGUAAUUAACAGUGCUGCUCGUUGUGUGGCAUUCCUUCCUCUCCUUGGUGGUGGCGGUUCACAGGGAGCCAAUCACGUGUCACGAUGGAAGCAACAACAACAGAAAGUGUGCACAACACUUCACUGUAUUCUGGAUGAACUGUUUGAUAAUGUCAGAGAAAUACCGAACUGUCAUAGCUCUCUGGCAUCAUGUGGAACGUUGUCUCUUCCAGCCACUUCAGAGAUUGUGCCACUGCUGAGAAUUUAUCAGCUGAUGACUAGAUUUAUUAAUAUUUCAAAGUUUCUGCAAGCAAUGCUUAUCUCAGAAUUUCCUGUGGAGAAGGCAGUGUUACCAGAUGAAAUAUUUGGGGUUGUCUGCCGUGGACUGGCAGUCACUAGUCAUACGAUGGAAAAGAAAGUUUCAACUGACCUGUUGAUGGUUGGUGCUAUGAUGCCACAGAUUCAUGUUGCACUAUUGAAGGUUUUGGAUUCCCUGAUUAUGUGCUGUGGGCGUAAUUUGCUGCCAUAUGCUCCAGUUAUCUGCAAACUGGUACUCCAAACUCUUAAGUGGACUUCUGCAGAAAAGUGGGCAUAUGGUAUUGAAAAGCCAUAUGGACAGUUGCGUGUAACAGCGUACAACACAUUGAUACUAUGGCUUCAGACUUCAAACUGCGGCAGCUGUGUGGAGCUCAUAUCUGAAGAGCUGGCCUCGGUUCUGAUGCAGGAUAUCUGGUUUGAAAAAGAGGCAGUAACACUCAAUGUCCAGGGAACCUACAGUAAGAAAAAAAAUAAACUUAGGCAGCAUAAACCUGAACAACAGCAGCAACAAGAACAACAAAAAGAUGUUUGGAAUUCCAUAAAGUACAUUCCAGAUCAAAAGGCCAAUAGCAAGACAUGUAGAGCAACACUUCAAGUUCUACAAUGGAUGCUUCAUUCUGCAGCUGCCUUCAUCAAACCUUCCACGCACAGACUUUUACAAGAAGCAACAGUAGAACUUCUAUUCAACAUCCAGCGAACUAGCAAAGUCCAUGAUAUUCCAAUCCCAUAUGGUGAAUCUUCAUGCCGCCUUGAACUCUAUCGUUUGUUGCACACACUUGUCUUAGAGCCACAUGCAACUUGGCCGCCACCUACACAGUUUGCUGUUCACAUGCUGUCUGCAGGACGCAGUGAUCCAGAUCUAGAGGUGUCCAGUUUUUGCACAGCUGCAUUGACUGCACUUGAGAAACUAAUCCAUCCUGCAAGUGGUACAUUGAAUUUCCCUGUCUCUCUUGAGGAAAUGCUAGAAUCAACCAAAAGGUACAAACAAGAAUACCCCACAAAAGCAAAGGACACCUCUGAAGAGGAAGAGGUGAACAAUUAUGUUCACAAGAGAGGAGGUUCAGGUGGAUCAAAACAAACCGAUGCUUACCGUGCAAGUAAUUCAUCUGAAGAAGUUGUUCUUGUGUGUGAGAACAGAAUGCAAAAAGAUGAUGAGGAAAUUUCAGAAUGUGAAGUAGUAUCACUAUACUCUGAGGAAUCAGACAGCAGUGUGAAAAAUAAGGCAACAGAGUCACAUGGAUUGUCAGAAGUCGUUAGUAAAACCCACAAUAAACAGGAAGUUUCAUUGGUAGAUAUUUUUGACUCUGAUGAUGAAUAUCAGCAUAAAGAAGUACAAUCAGCCUCUUUCAUAGAUAUCAGUGUUGAAAAUGGUAGUUGCAGCAAUGUUGGGAAUUCUAAAAAUGGUUUGAGUCAAAAUUGUAAGAGCAAGGUGGACAACAAAAUCCAGUCUGCAACACCUAUUCGCAUUAAUAAAGAAUCACCUCAUAUAAAAUCCAAAAACGAAAUAGGUACUUCAGGAGAUUUAAGUAAUGAAGAUAAAUUAAUUUCAAAUCAACAGAAGGGAACUACAGAAAGCUAUGCUGAUGCAAGUAACAGAUGUGAGAAUAUCAUCUGUGCUUUAACUGAGAAAGGAAGCAAAGAAAUUUCUGGAAAUACUAAAAUCUGUACUGCCAAGAGAACUGUUCUGGUAACAGAAAACGAAGAAGAGAGAGAAAAUAAUGAUUUUGUUCUACAUGUUCAGGAAGAUGAUCAUGAACCAAACCCAAAAAAGAUUAAGCUCGAUUCACCAGGGUCAUCUAUAAAGUAUUACAAGCCCAAUACUGAAACUACAAAGACUAAUUCACAUAGUAAUGUUAAAAACAGUACAGCACUACCCAUAGCUGGGAAUGAGGAGCAAGUAGUAAAUGGAGUAGCUGUAAACCCUAAAGAUGUCACAGAAGAGGAGAUGCUUCAGACAUUUGUUGAUGUACUCUCUGAUUAACUUCAUUCAACAUAAUACACACAUGGUAUUUUAGGAAACAAAAUAAGAACAAAACUGAGUUGCUCAGUAUGUAUGAUGUCAUUCAAGGAACUGUCCCAAGAUUCAAAAUCAUGUCUCUUCUUUGACUUUUCUCAUUUUUCUGAGCACUUACUCAGUUCCAUCUAAAAUACCUUAAGAAUUAUGAGGGAUGAACUAGAUAUCUUUAUAUUUUGAUAUAAUAAAACAAAGAUAGUGAUAAUGCAUAAACUGCAAUCUGAAAUGUAACAUGUUUAUCCAUGAAAAAUAUUAGAAUGGUGUAUCAAAAACAUGUUUUGCAAAUUACAUUAUCAAAAGAAAGUAACAUAUUUAUGUUAUUCUAACAUGGUAAGUUACCCACUUUUAAGUCUGUAAAAUAAAGUCCUACUCUCAAAAUCAGAUAUUCCCUUACUCUAAAACUUUCUAACCAAUACAAUGUUUAUUACCUUAACAUCACCUAUGAUUCAUAAUGUUCUGUUAGCAGAAUUAUUUUGUGUCCAAUAGUUAAUUUUUGUUAGUGUCAUCAAUAAGUUAUAUCUUGUCCAAAGACAUCCCUCAUAUUUUAAUUUUUUAAAAUUAAAUCUUGGUAAGGUAAAAUCUGUAAAUUUCAGAAGUAAGAAAGGAGAUGACAAAGUAAGGAAUGAAGAUAUUAAAGGUAAACCAAAGCAAGAAAUCAAGGAUAAAAUAAAACCUUUACAUAAUCUGCCAUGAUACUUUAUUUCUGUCAAUGUCAGUUGUUAGAUCGGAGUACUAAUAAAUGCAUACAUAACUAGAA